Molecule: messenger RNA, 3554 nt
Organism: Labrus mixtus (cuckoo wrasse)
Lineage: Eukaryota; Metazoa; Chordata; Actinopteri; Labriformes; Labridae
Gene: mier2
Product: mesoderm induction early response 1, family member 2
Exons: 12
Coding region: 257-1744 (495 amino acids)
Biological process (GO): negative regulation of transcription by RNA polymerase II
Cellular component (GO): nucleoplasm
Molecular function (GO): transcription corepressor activity; histone deacetylase binding
Source: RefSeq, a predicted model, not a curated record
AAAGUGUAGCACAGUCGCUGUUGCUGAGUCGUUGCGGCAAUAAACGGAGCUGUGCAGAGAAGCAGACCUACAACAUCCGGGCAAUAGUCAGCUUGCGCAGAAACGGAAUGGCGGAGGUUGGUGAGAGGCCCCUGAAGGUAAGCGUGGAGGUUGUGGCCUAGAGGAGACUGGAUGAGGAACAGAGAUGGAGGCCAUCAGCAGGAGAAGCAGAAGUUUCAACAGGCCUUAGAGGAGUUGGAGGCAGACUUUCCCCCCCAUGAAGAUGGCAACGCAGUCCCACACUGUUCGCUCAAGUUCAGCUGUGUCUGCAAACAUAAAAGCCAGUGAGCUUCCUUUAGAGGAGUUGCUGGCUCUGUACGGCUACACAGUUUCAGAUCCAGAGAAGAAGACCUGUCCCAUGGCUGCCAGCCUGCCAGACAUGACACUGGACAAGGAUCAGAUAACUGAGGAUCUCUUUCCCGGGGAGGAGGAAGAAGAAUCAUCAGCCGAUGAUCUCACCCCCUCGGUCACCUCAAACGCCUCAGAUCUGCUCUGCCGCCUCAAAAGUGGAGACAAAGACAAAUUAGUCAGCUCAUCAGAUGAAGACUCUGACGAUGCCUCUAUUCCCUCCAAUGAAGAGCACAAGGAGAUCAUGGUGGGCUCUAUGUACCAAGCAAAAAUCCCUCCACUUUGUCCAUAUGCCUACCAGGACAGAGCCUACAGCAGUGAGGACCAGUUGCUGUGGAGGCCAGAUGUUCUACCCAUGCAGGAAGUGGAGGAGUUCUUGUUGUAUGCACAGAGAUCGCGUGGCCAGGAGGGGGCAGCAUGCUUACGAACACAAGGAGACACUGUCCAAGACAAUGAACAGGCCCUGUAUGAACUAGUGAAAUGCAACUUUAAUGCAGAAGAAGCACUUAGACGGUUGAACUUCAAUGUGAAAGUGUUAAGUGAAGAGCUUUGUGCCUGGAGUGAGGAGGAGUGUAGGAGCUUUGAGCAGGGUUAUCGAGUUUACGGGAAAAACUUCCAUCUCAUUCAGGCCAACAAGGUACGAACGCGCUCUGUUGGGGAGUGUGUGGAGUAUUACUACAUGUGGAAGAAGUCGGAUCGUCACGAGUACUUUACCCAACAGGCCACCAGGCUCAGCCGCAGGAGGUACAACCUGCAAUCAGGGAGCAUGGAGGAUGGAGAGCAGGACGGGGAGGUCGGGGAGCUUGAGGGCAGCAACAAUUCUUCUGGCUUGUUGUCUCACAGCUCUGCCAGGCAGCUUGAGUCCCCAUUACCACCUCAGUCGAACCUGGACAUGGACAAACAAGAUGGUGAGCUGAUGAUGGGGCUGUCAGACCUGUGUGGAGACGAAUGUCCACAGCAGCUGUUGGCCUGUCCCUUCUCUCUCCCGCCCAUGGAUCCCCUGCGGCACCCUGGCUCAGGCACUUGUUGUCCCUCAGCUCCAAAUCAGCUUCUGUCCCAGCCCUCCCCUCAGAACUCCCCGUGGUCCUGCGGGAGUCCUCUGUCCUGCCACGCCGACCCUCGCCUCCAGAGCUCAUGUUUCUACCAGCUUCACAUGCGGGGUGGACCUUUUGUUUCCGAUGGUCUUGACUGUGGUGAAGAAGGAGGUGUGAAUGUCUCCCCAUUUGGGAUGCAGCUGGAAUUUGGCCUGCCGUCUGUCUCCCAUCCCUCACCUGCUGUCCUCCCAUCACACUUCCAGGCAUUUGGCAGCCUGUUGCACCCUUCUUCUGUCCAGCAUCCCCGCUCUCUCACACAGUGACUGCUCAUGGGAAAAUGUAAUCUGCGGGGUGCCUUGUAUCUGGAUUUUGGACAGUCAAAGACAUGAAGUGCAUUUACCUAACUUUGUGAAAAAGGAUGGACCUAGAACCUGUGUUGAGGGAUUACAUGUUUGUCUGAACCCCUUCUUUUAAACUGAGACACUUGAACCUCCUCUCCGUUGUUAAAUAAAAUGUUGAAUUCUUUACUUUCAUGUGUUGAUAAUGUGUUUAAUAACAGUUUAUUUCCACAAUCUUUGCCAAAACAGUGCAAUUAACCAGCAGUAAUUUAUACAUUUCUGUGAAUUCUAGGUGAGUGCAGGUGGUAAAAACUGCAGUGACCAUUCAAACAAUCCAGAAGCAUCAUGGUUAUGAUCAAGGACUGAUGAUGUUCACCACUGUUUCUUUUUAUUUUAUUUAUCUUGAUGUAAAUGUUAAACUGCUGCUUUGUUUCUUCAAAAUCCUUCCAGCAAGAGCCAGUGAUCGUUUUCUUUAUGUUUGUUCUUAUCAUUGCUCAGAUGUUUUGCCUCUGCAGCUCUUUGAGAUCACCCCAUGGAGAGUAAAAUAGGGACUUGUUUGAAUACACAGUGUAAAGAAAAGGAUUGGUUUUAAACAAUAGAAUUGUUUAUUGUUCAUUAUGAUUAAAUGACCUCUAUACAGUCUGGUUAUUUCCCUUUCAGACCUUCAUGUUUUAUUCACUUCAAUUUUUUUUUUCACUCCACCUGUCUGGCAUUUUAUUUGCAGAAGUGUUUUUUUUCACCAUGAUUGUUUUUUGAUAAAUGAAGAGCAGAAAUGUAAAUCCUCAUCUAUGUCUAAGAUUUGAACAUUGUAGUUUUUACUUUUGCUUCUUGUUUGCUUCUUGUUUGAUGAUUAACAGGUACAGGCACAACACUUAGUAAACAUAUUUCAUCACUGUAACUAUAAUGUUUUAUUAACGAUAAGAGCCCAAACAUUCAGCAACUGUGAUAAUCUCUAAAUCCAUUAAAUGAUGAGUCAGUCUUUCCGCUAUGAACAGGUGACUUACAAACAGAUCAGAUAGAAAAACUAUGAUCUACAUUUAAGGGAUUAGGACACAGCUAAUUGUUAAAGUAAAAUCAUGUGUAAGAUCAUCUUAUUGAAUUUGGCGUUACAUUGAUGGGGUUAAUAUUGUCAGAGUUUUAGAAUUCGACAAACCCACAUUUCAACAUGGAAUAAACAAAUAUAGCCUUUUCUACUCGAAUGUCUCCUUAACUGACCUAUGCCAAACUUAAAAAAAUACGGAACAAUGUCACAUAUUUAUCGGUAUGCAAUACUUUUCUAAUAUUAGAGUUGAUACUUCAAAUAUAAAGAACUACAUUGUGAAGGCCCAGGUUUCUUUUAUUCAAUUUCCGCUGUCAGACUGUCAUGAAGUUUUUUUUUAGAAUAACAAAUUUUGUGUAUCAAGUCGUAAAAACAUAUGAUGUAUUUUCUUAUGCAUGUCGGUUAUGUUUAAGUCACAGGAAUAGUUUCAAGGAAGAAAAAGAUGUAGCCUCACCUUCUUCCCUUCAUCUUUGUUACCAAUAUUUCUUGUUUCUGUCUGUAAAUGUGGCGCUCUUUCUGUAAUUCCUGUUCAAAGCAAAGCCGGUUGCAGUUCAAUGUUCGUUUUGUCUUGGAUUGUUUACAUGGGAGGGGUUCAGAACAAGACCAUGAAGGCAGGAAACAGCACUGAAUCACUGCCAACUCUUUAUGUUUCCUUUUCCUUUAGCAAUUUAUGUAUUAUACAGCUUCUGUUAUGUUUGUUUAUAAUUAUUAUAUUUUGUAAAAAAUAAAUAAAAUGAUUAUGUUUAAAAAGUAAAA